AUGCAUGUACCUCGACAUAUCACAAUUACGGGUCGUCGUGAUCAAAAGAAUUCCAAUCAAUUUUCCCAUCCAAUAAAAGAAGGAACCAAAUUAGCUUAUCAAAUGAAUGUUCCUGAACGAAUAUUCGUUGCUGGUGGUAAUGAAAUACGUGGUGAUCGUGCGCAGCCAUCAGAAGUUAUGUUUGAUCGUAUGGACAUCAGUUUCCCUACUUCAGAUUUAACUAAUCCAGGCACACUAACUCUUGAUAAAGGACCUUGUCCAGAAAUAGAAGAAAAUUUGCCACGAACUAAGAAUAAUUUGACUCCUCCACAAGGACUCUCGACAUCGUUAGCUGUAGAAGAAAAUCCUUUAUUUGAGUUGAAAUUAAUGAAACGACAGUUAGGACGUUUGGCGACACGUUUAAUUCAGUUAGAAGACAACUUCGAACGUAGGAAAGCUAAAGAAUCAUUUCUGUGGACCUAUGUAUUUAGUGUUACAGGUUUAUUGCUGUAUCUACUAUUCAAGAAAAAAAUCUGA
This is a messenger RNA of Thelazia callipaeda (thelaziosis nematode), 516 nucleotides long. Lineage: Eukaryota; Metazoa; Nematoda; Chromadorea; Rhabditida; Thelaziidae. The record is from the annotation of a GenBank genome assembly.